ACGAUUUGGGAUCACACGGUAUUCAAAGCUUUAUAAAUCAUUUGGUAUCUAACUCUCAAACUCAGCCACAUUUUUCUCGCCACUUCGUCAGUGCGCGUCAGUCAAUUGACACGGCAACUAGAGGCCUUGGUUUGUUGAAGCACAAGCAAAAGCAACUAACAACAGUAGAGACACAACAAGAACUAACGAAGAUGACAGCUUCUCAACAAGCAGACGCCUUUGAUGUGGGCGUUGCGUCUGUGAAUUUUCGGGUUCGUUGCGAAACCUUGGGCCAUGGUGAUGAGGUUUUCUUGGUGUCGGAUGAAGGACAAGGGGCUCGAAAGUCGAUUCCCUUGUACACGACUGCGGCAGCUUUCCCUUGGUACCACACACUAGCGCCCAUCACGCUGUCGUUGCCUCCUCGGGCUCUGGAAGACAAGAAGACGCUUCCAGAAUCUCAGCGUUAUUUUUCCUAUCGAUACGCCAUUCAUCGAGCAGGAGUGUUCCACCGUUGGGAGAAUCCCUCGGAUUUGGCUGACGAAAACGAUGACGACGUGACAAUGGAAGACAACUCGCAGACCAUGGCGACAACAACAGCAACAACGACAACAGCAGAAGCAGCACGUCACAAAGUACCACUGCGUCUCUUGGCCAGUCGCGAAACUUACACCAUCAACGAUGUCUUGGGCGUCACGUCCGGUCCUCCCGAUAUUGAUCACAUUCGCGUCCCAACACGACCAACUUACACCAGUGCCGCAUCGAUGCAUUCCCGUGAUUCCAGUCAAAGUCAAUUGGCAGGCAGUCAUUCCAGCAUGAGAGGCACUGAAGCGGUCUCGCCCAAACCGGGAAAUCGAAAAAAGGCAGUGGGAUUCGCUCCGGCUCCUCCGCCCUAUCAUCAUCAUGCUCCCAACAACACACCCAAGGCAACAGUACACCUAAAUUCCACCGAUGGACUCGUCGUGGUCAGUGCCUUUUUGCCCGUCAUUCUGCAUCGAUCCAAUGAAGGCGUCUGGACCGCCGAUUGGGAUUACGAGGUUUUGCUGUCCAUGCAAACGCAUCUACGAGUCACACGGGUCGGAGUCGUCAAAUGGAGAGGAUGGCAUGGUAAUGUCGGGUCAGAUGGGAGUCCGGAAGCGGGUGUACCCGUCGCCGAACGAAGUUUGGUAGAAGAGUGUUUGCAGCCCUUCAAUUGUGUGCCCGUGUGGGUAGAACCGAAAUUGUUUGGUGAAAUGUACAAUGGAUUCUGCAAAGGAGUCCUCUGGCCGGUACUACACAAUGUCACGUCUGUCUACUCUUCCAGGCCUGAUACUGCCGCAGAAGCUACCGAAGAUGAGAUGGAUCUCCGACAAGACAAUUCCGAAUCCGCACAAUUCUCUGAAUACAGCAUGGAUGAUGUUGGUCAGGGACCAAUCCACGGAGGAAGAGGAAGUGAAGCCGAACUUUGGGCGGCAUACAACUCGGUCAAUCGCCAAUUUGCCGAUGUCGUAGUCCAGUGCUUCAACGAGGGAGACUUGGUCUGGGUCCAUGGCUUUCACUUGCUCAUCCUGCCGUCCUACCUUACCCGGCGUAUUCCAAUGGCCAAGGUGGGAAUCUUCCUCCACACUCCCUUUCCCAGUUCGGAAAUCUUUCGAACCUUGUGGUGCCGCGAGGAUCUCCUUCGAGGAAUGCUCAACGCGGAUCAAGUUGGAUUCCAUCUUUUUGAAUAUGCCAGGCAUUUCCUUACUUGCUGCCGUCGGUUGUUGGGAUUGAACUAUGGCAUGGUACCAGAUGCGUCCGGUGGACAUACUUUGGCAAUUGAUACCAAUGGCCGUCACGUGGCUGUUACGAGCAUCCAUGCCGGUGUGGAACCACCCGUCUUGAACCAGAUUCUAGCGCACCCCAUCACGGGAGAGAAGGCCCAAUCGAUUCGCAACCGCUUCCAAGGCAAAACUAUUUUCUGCGCCAUUGAUCGGUUGGAGUCACUCAAGGGAAUUCCAUUGAAGCUGUUGGGCCUGGAACGGUUCCUCAGAAGGUGCCCCGAAUGGGCAGGCAAAAUUGUCUUGAUUCAAGUUGGUAUUUCUGCUCAUGAACGACAGCAGGAUUAUGCCAGGACCAGGAAGGAAAUUCCAGCCAUGGUCAAGAAAAUCAAUGAGGCAUUCCCUGGAACGGUUCAAUUCCAGGAAUGCUCCGAGUCGGAGAUGCGAUUGCAACAACGUAUGGCACUUCUUCGUGCAGCGGAUGUUGUUCUAGUGACACCUAUUCGCGAUGGUCUCAAUUUGAUUCCUCUGGAAUUCACAAUUGCGCAUCAAGACGCAUUAACGGAUGCCGGAAAGCGGGAUGGUCGCAGACGCGGCUUGUGUAUCCUGUCGGAGUUUUCCAGUUGUACACGUGUCAUGAGAGGUGCUUUGCACGUGAAUCCGUGGAAGAUUUCGGAGAUUGCCAACGCCUUCCAUCAUGCCUUGAACAUGUCAGAGGAUGAAAGGAUGCGCCGAGUCAGUUGUGCUUCUGAGUUUGUGACCCGUGUGACAACUCAGAGAUGGGCAUUGGCUGUCAUGCUGGACCUCAAGGGUGUGCACAAAAAUGUGAAUCCAGUGCAGCUGUCGGGUGCUGGCCUCGGUCUGGGAUACAGAUUGUUGAACAUGGAUACUGGCUGGGGUUCACUCGAUUUCAGUGCUGUUGCUAGGGCCUACAAGAACGCCCGUUCGCGUCUGAUUCUCCUUGAUUAUGGCGGUACCAUCGUAAGCAACGAUAAUCUUGAUAAUCUGACCAGAUUUAAAAUGGUAAAAGAAAGAACUCUCCCGUCGCUGCCCACUGACAAAAUGAUCAACACAUUGAAGAAUCUUUGCGAAGACAAGCGAAACGCUGUUUUUGUUGUGUCCGGAAAGGAGCGACAUUCCUUGACCAAUUCGCUCUCUGGUGUUCAGAAUCUUGGGCUGGCUGCGGAACAUGGUAUGUUCAUUUCUUGGCCGUCCGCGAAGAAAUCCGACAAGAGACGCUGGGAGACACUGGUACCUGAGACCGACCGCACCUGGAGGUCUCUUGCCGUCACAAUCAUGGAAGUCUACACUUCGCGUACUCAUGGCAGCUACAUAGAAGAAACCGAAAUGAAAGUGCUAUGGCAGUACCGUGAUGCGGACUUGGAGUUCGGAUAUCUUCAGGCCCGAGAGCUUGAAGAUCACUUGUCGAAGUAUCUGAGAAGUUAUCCUGUCGACAUUCUGCACGGUGGAAUGGAGGAAGGUGGAUACGUCGAAGUCAGACCGAAAGGUGUCAACAAGGGUGUGUUGGCUAUGAGAAUCAUCAAGCACUUCCCAGUGAUAGCACAGAAGGAUCGCAUUGACUUCUGCCUGGUCCUAGGAGAUGACCAUUGCGACGAACCAAUGCUCUCAGUGAUGCGCCAAGUUGGUCGACGCAUUGCAGGGGUGCGGCGGGCAAAGGCAGGCGACGAACCACUCCCUGAUAUGCCAGCCACCAUCCCGUUGGUUGAUGUUUCCUCUGUCGAUGGGUACGUAUCGCCUGAGCUGGAAGUCUUUACAGCUACUGUUGGUAAGAAACCAAGCGCCGCGGCAAGUUACCUGCACGACGUGAACGAAUGCCAAGAGCUGCUGGAUAGCUUGGUGAAGGUUUCAACGCGAGACCAAAAGUUCUACUCUGCCGUUGACUUGCGGUCUCACAUGGCAGAACCCGGCGGAUUUGGUGUCACCAUGGACAUUGCGACGGUGAGCACCGGUAUGCAAAAGUCAAUGAGCUUCGGUCAGAUGAGCAUACCCGAAGACGAUGGCGACAAAGAGCCAAAACAGGGUUCCACUGGUUUUCUUAAUGACUACCUGGGAACCAUCGAAGACGAAAACGCUGGUGAUGAAGAUGAGUUUCUGUUUUUUGAUUAAGGCACUUUAUAUUUUUAAAAUAAUGAAAGCAAUUUGAAGAAAUGCCUCAUGGUUACAUUAUUACACAGAUAACUAAACUAAAUAGAAAUGCUUUGCUUGCU
This is a messenger RNA of Seminavis robusta, 3943 nucleotides long. The record is from the annotation of a GenBank genome assembly. NCBI's taxonomy places the organism in Eukaryota, Bacillariophyta, Bacillariophyceae, Naviculales, Naviculaceae.